Messenger RNA from Metarhizium album ARSEF 1941, 2157 nucleotides. RefSeq lists its product as uncharacterized. The transcript has a single exon. NCBI's taxonomy places the organism in Eukaryota, Fungi, Ascomycota, Sordariomycetes, Hypocreales, Clavicipitaceae. The record is from RefSeq and is a predicted model, not a curated record. The coding region runs from base 1 to 2157 and encodes 718 amino acids.
AUGCCUAGCAAGAAAAAGCGGCCCUCAAAAGCGCUUCUCUUCUGCGAGUAUGUCGUUGGCACUACCAUUGCCUCUGCCCUCGGGCCCAUCCCCAAGAAGCCUCGCGAGAAAAGAGACGUUGUCACGGUGGAAGUACUCACCGACGACGAGAAGGAGGAAGAUACCGUUAAAAUAACAUACCCUCGGUCUGGGAGAUCUUCCAAGAAACAAAACACAUUGGGUGCAACUGUCAAAAAAGUCCGCUUUGAAGAAAGGCCCAAGAAAUCCUCCAUGAAAAAGUCCCCGGCAUCAUCCGAGUCUGAAGACGCGCCUACCGAUUCCGAAGCAGAGAUCUCUGCCGAGUCGAGCGACUCAAAAGCAAGCGAUUCACCGUCUCCCCAGAAGAGCAAAAGUAAAAAGAACAGAGAAAAGACAAAAGAACCGGCAAUACUUUCUGAUAGCGAAGAUGACUCCGAACCCCAUCCCACUGGUGAGUGUUCCAGUUGUCUUCGUGGUCGGCAGAAACAGCAGAGCAAAACUACCAAAGCCUCCAAAAAGCCCAAAGAUUCCGAUUCUGACACAGAAGCGACAACUGACGAGGAGAGUGAAAAAGGUCAGAAAAAUAGCGGGAAAAAAGGAAAGGUCAAGGAGAAAGAGAAGACCAAGGCGGACAGUUCGGAUGGCGAGUCGCAGGAAGAGUCUGCCAAGGACACAGAUGAUUCCAGCAAUGAGAAGAAGAAGGAAAACAAGCAGCGGGAGAAGAAGAAGAAGAAGAAGAAGAAGAAGAAGAAGAAGAAAGAGAACGACGACCAGAAUGAAGAUGGGGAUAAGAAGGAAGACCAAACUAAGAACGGACAGAAGGACGACAAAUCCAAGGGCGAAGGAGUACCGGAAAACCCGCCGGAAACCCCCCCGAAAGAGGCAGCCGAAAAGAAAACACCACCUUCAGAAAAGAAACUCGGACAGGAGAGAGAAAGCAGAUACCCAAGGCCCUACCCCUGCCCUCAUCUUCGCCGUCCGAACCUCAUUGCCCCCAUGCGUGCAGAAGUCGUUCACACCGAAAGAGUCAUCGAAACCCCUGAAGAUCCCAUCCCAAACGCCUACUAUGACGCCGAAAAUAACAUUGUUAGAAUAUAUCACGGUCCCGUUUACGGACAUCACCACCAGUCUCUAUAUCCCAAGCGGGACCCCUCACUUCUACCUUUACCAAUCGGCAUGCCGCAUCCGACUCAGAACCCGUACUACCACGGCUUUGAAAGGGCCCAAGACAAGUCCGGCAUGGAACAUGUACCCAUCACACAGGGAAUGGCAAUGCCGGCCUGGAACGCGUUCGCUCCCAUGGGUUUCGCCGGGUAUCCCGGUGCUUUCCCGGGCGCACCGUGGCCGAGCAUGCAGCCAGCAACUCAGAAUCAGAGCCAAAACAAGGGAGCAUUCAGUCUGGUGAACCCUGCUGUAAACGCUGCCGGCGCAGCUCCAUCGAGCAAAGGCCAGGAUGUUGCUGGCGGGAACAAUGUUUUCCCCCCUGGGAAAGCUAAUCCGUAUCUUCCAAACAAGACCAGAUCUCAAUUCAGUGGGUUUGGAGGCAGCAACGGCUCCGUACGGAACGCGAGCCCCAAGAAUGUGAGCCCUGCUAAACUCGAAAGCCAGAAACCCACGGGUCAGCCGGAGCAGAGUGGAUGGGGGAACGGCAAUGGAGGAGCCACGGGCACGUGGGACAAUCAGACACAGGACAAUACGUGGAAUGACAAUGGUAAUGGAAAGCAGGGAGGUUCUCAGCAAUUCAAUGGCGGGGAUAAUCAGGACUCGGGUUGGAGCAACAACCAUGAUACCGGCAACUGUGGAAGUGGGUGGCCUGAUGGAGGACAGCCUUCUACCGGCAACGGCACCUGGGGAAAUCAGGAUGCGCAGAACGGGAAUGUCGAUAGUAAUACUGGACAAUGGGGCGAUGCCGCGCAAGGCGAUAAUGCCCCCCCCCGCGGAGGCACACAACAAUGUCAUGCCUGGUUCAUGGAGUGCCGCGCCGGAUACUCCCGCCUGGGGAGAUGCGACGAUGGCGGCAAGUACGGGGGGGAGAGUAGACGAGAACAUGUGGUGAUUUUGUCGUGGGAUACCAUCUGGCGAUGCUUGACCUGGGGAAAUAAAAACGGACAUAUAUUUUUGCGAUACAAUCUGAAAUAG